GUUUGGACCGUGACAGGUGCCGUCCAAAACCCGGAAGUAUUGGCAGACAUUGUACUGAUCUUUAAACUUUCAGGAAGCGCGUGUGGAUCGGAGGAUCUUGAAAAGCGAAAUGGACUCGUGGGUUCGGUUCAGCGGCCAGAGCCAGGCCAAGGAGCGAGUCAUCAGAGCGGCGCAGUACGCUUGCACAUUAAUUGGAUAUACGCUGCAGAAGAGCGGAGCCAGCGCAGAACUCAUCUUGGGCCUCAAACAGUUGGAAAGUCAUCUGAGUUUGGGGCGCAAGUUGUUCCGUUUGGGGAACUCGGUGGAGGCGCUGGAGUCAGCGAAACGCGCAAUUCAUCUGUCCGACCUGGUCCUGCGCUUCUGCAUAACGGUCAGUCACCUCAACCGGGCCAUGUAUUUUGCCUGCGACAACAUUCUGUGGGUCGGGAAAUGUGGCCUCUCCCCUAAGGUCGACCAGAACAAGUGGAGCGAACGCUCAUUCAGGUAUUACCUCUUCUCGCUGCUCAUGAACCUCAGUAGAGACCUGUAUGAGAUUAAACUCCUGAUGGAGGCAGCAACCAGCGGCAAGCAUCCAUCUGCCAAACUGAGUGAGGAGAAUGGUGUAGUCUCUCGUGGCUCCUCUUUCUGCCACCCCGUGGCCCUCCAGAUCCGCCUGCUGAUCCACAUCUUCCAGAGCAACCCCCCUCUCCUCUUGGACCUGCUCAAGAACACCUGUGACCUCUUCAUUCCUCUGGACAAGCUGGGACUGUACAAGACCAACCCUGGAUUUGUGGGCUUCUGUGGACUGACCUCCUCCAUAUUGUCCAUCCUCACCCUCCUCCACCCUUGGCUGAAGCUGAAGCCCUGAGCCCCGCCUCAAAUCCUCCCCCGCUCUGCCAGGUGCCAUUUUAACCCAAAUGCUUCUCUCCAAUGAAAGCAAAACCCAUUCUGAAAUGGUGUGACUUUUUAAGGGUGCUGUGCUGGACAUUUUAGGUUGAUCUAGAACCUAGCUGAUCUAGAACAUUAGUCAAUAGAACAUUAAUAUUCAGCAGUUGGUCUUCUGUAUGGUCUGACUGGACAUUUAAAGUUGAUCUAGAACGUGGUUGAUCUAGAACAUUACUCAAAAGCACAUUUAUCUUCAGUUGUAGAUGCAGGGUCUGACUGUGCAUUUGAGGUUAACCUAGAACCUAUCUGAUCUAGAACAUUUGUCAGUAGAACAUUGAUCUUCAGCAGUUGCUAAACUAGAAAGGUGGGCAAAGCUGGAAGGUGAAGGGCUGAGGAUCACCAUUCUAGAUGCAGGGUCAUAGAUUUUAUUUUAAAGAGGAACUUAAACCAAAACCCUACAUUAACGAAUCUGCACGCAGAGAAGCCAUUGGGGAUAUGGCUGUAGUUGCAUGUGAUUGGGCGGCCUCAUUUAUACAUGCAAUGAAUAGCAGAUUGAUCCCUAAAAUGCAUCCCCUGUACUCAUGCCUGCAAGCAAUUAGCUGUCUGGCCGCGGUGGAACUACAACUCACUGCAUAAGGAAUGGGCAUGUUUCAGUAUUUUAUAGCCGCCCCUUAUCAUUUAAGCUUUAGGAGGGAUGCUGGGAUAUGCAGUUCUCUAAAAUCUAUAGGGUCUAGAAAGCUGUAGUUUAACAUGAAUUACCCCCAGGUACCCCUCAGUGGUACUUGCACCCCCUCCCCAGCUAUAGCUGCCUGAGGCGCUCCCAUUAUUACAUUACUGUAUCUCUGGUUUAACACUGUAGUGUCACCAUUGUGAGGCUUUGUCAGAUUAAAGGCCAAGUUGUCCCAAAUGAAUAAUAAUGCUGCAGCCCUGUGUAGGCACCACAUUUAUACUGGGUCAGAGAAUAGCAAUAAGGCACCCACAUAUCUUGUCUGAUACACAGGUGAGUGCUGAUUGGUGGGAGUGCCCAAUAUGUUUAUGGCUUUCAUAGAGACGUCAUUAGCACUUAUAUACUUAUGCAGCACCACCAGCCGACGUGAUCACUUCUGUAUAUAAUAGAAAGCCUGUAAUUCUGUAAAUACUGUUUAUUUGUAACUAUGGAUGUUUUUGGAAAUUAAACUAUUAAUUACUUUA
Xenopus laevis (African clawed frog) is the source of this 2055-nucleotide messenger RNA. It is a transcript of the gene pex11b.L, whose product is annotated as peroxisomal biogenesis factor 11 beta L homeolog. Gene Ontology annotation, biological process: peroxisome fission. Gene Ontology annotation, cellular component: peroxisomal membrane. The record is from RefSeq and is marked provisional. NCBI's taxonomy places the organism in Eukaryota, Metazoa, Chordata, Amphibia, Anura, Pipidae.